This is a messenger RNA of Musca vetustissima, 3103 nucleotides long. It is a transcript of the gene Mink, whose product is annotated as putative leucine-rich repeat-containing protein DDB_G0290503. The record is from RefSeq and is a predicted model, not a curated record. Lineage: Eukaryota; Metazoa; Arthropoda; Insecta; Diptera; Muscidae. Bases 1 to 3096 code for a protein of 1031 amino acids. The transcript is spliced from 5 exons.
AUGGAAACUACAAAUGAUUGUGAUGGGGCUCCACUAACCCAUACCCUUGAAAAUGUAUCAAGGCGUCCAAGAAAAGUUAAAAAUUUGGAAAAAGAAGUUGAAAUGAUAUUGUCACAGGAUGAAAACGAAGAUGAGACAGAAAUCGAUGAGAAUGGCGCAGUGGAACCAUUGUUGAAGACUCCUUCCACCAGAAGGAGGCAAAAGGUAACUGCUUGUACACCACAGGCAUCGGAAUCCGUGUUGCAGGAUAUGCUGCAAACACCACGCAGGAGUUGUCGUAAGAGUAUUAAGCCACCCCAGGAUUACGAUGAUAUUGUAAAACAGUCCGCAAGGCGAUCCGCUAGGAAGAAACUAAACUCAUUGGAAGAGAACAAUGAGGAAAAUGAGAAUAAUGACCACGAUGAGGAACAUCCCAAGUGGACGGCAGCAAGUGUUGGUAGAUCUUCAACGAAACGUACACGAAAAUCUAGACGCAACACAAACAACACAGGUCGUGGUAAGAGGAAUUUAAAUGAAACUGCAUUGGAUGAACCAAGUGGAGGCGGCGGCGAUGCUCAUGUUUCUUCAAAUGCAUUUGAAGAAAACAAUGAUGCAACUGUACAAGUCAAAGAAGAGAAGGAGACUGAAGAUUUGACCGCUCCCGAGGUGAUGGUACAUACUGUACAUGAAGAGAUUGAGAAGAAGGAGAAUGCUUUGUGUUCUGCUGUCAAGGAAGAAGAACAGGAAGAUGUAUGCGUUAGCAAUGAAGAAGCCCCACAGGAGCAUGUUGUUGAUGAUGAGAUUAAUUUAAUACAAAACGAAGAUGAGCAUGAAAAGUGUCAGUUAAAGGAAGAGGAAACUACUGAAGAAGUAAUCUGUUUAAUAGAAGAGGAUCCAGAAGAACAAGCAGAAGAUAAACUCACUCAAAUGCAGGAAGAAGAUAAACAUGCUGAUGAUGAAGAUAUCCAAUUGAUACAAGAAGAAGAGGAGGAGGAGGAAAAUAUUGUUAAGGAAUUGAAAGAAGAACCAGAGGAUAAGUUAAACGAUAUUCCACCAUUAAAAAUGGAAGAGGAAGAUGAUAUACAUGUCCCAGACGAAGAAGAAGAUGUCAAGGACAUAUCAAUGAUAUCUAUUAAAGAUGAUUCCAUUAUUGAAGAAAUAAAAGAAGAGAAACAAAUUGAGAAAAAAGAGGAAGAAAUGCCACACUUGAAAACCCAAAUUGAGGAGGAAGUGGACGAAAAACCAAGCUUAGAAAAUGACUCCUUUGGUUCUUAUUUGAAAUCAAAAGAAAUUGAUAUGGAUGAUUUGGGUUUAAAUCCCAUCAAUGAUGAUGAUGAAACAGAUGCAGUAUCGUCCAUUAAACAAGAGGUGAAAAAGGCAGAAUAUGAAAUUUUGGCAUCUGCCGAACAACCAGAGGAAAUGCCUUCACUAAUUCUCUGUGAUGAUGACGAUGAAGGGGAGGAGGUGGUGGAAGAUAAUGAGAAAUCUCAAAAAGAAAGUGCUAACUUAAAUGAAACUUAUGAUGCUGAAGAUAAAGUUGUUAUUAAUGAAGGCGGCAUCGAAACAACUAAUGCAGCUAAAGAAGACACAUUGGCAAAUGACACUAUCGAUAAUUUUGCAAUUUCUACCGAAUCUACAGAAAUGGAUAAACUUCAAUUAUCUGAUGAUGAAGAGGAGGAUGAAUUGGGACCCGCGAAGAAAAAACCGAAAGUUAUGUUUAGCAAUCAAAUUCCAUCAUCACCCUCAACACCCAAACAAUCGAGAAUGCCUGUUCGGCAUUUAACACCGUAUCGCACUAAAAGCGAUAGUAAACCUAAAUCGGAACCGCAACAACUGCAUGGUAGUGGCAAAAAAUUACCUUUAAAGAAGGAAAACUUAAAUUUCAGUACAUCUGAACUAACAACCAUGACUCCAAGAGAUAUUGUCUUAAGAGGUAUACGUAAGCGUUCGCUGUCCGUAUGUUUGGGAUCGGCGUCGGCCGCACCUAAGCUUACCAGAAGUGCCAAAAAGGCCCAACAAAAAGCUGUUAAUUUCUAUAGUCCUGCUAAUCAAACCGCAAUCAUUGAAGAUUUGGAUAAACAGAUCAUAGAAAAUUUUAAGCGAAGAGUGCAGAAAUCCGAAGAAGAAAAUAAAGCUAAAAAUGUAACUACAAGACGUAAACGUUCAUAUUCCUUUGAUGACUCGACAAUGUCAAAGUCUAUUUGUGUUACAUCAAGACUACCACGUCCAUUGGCAAAUCAAAAGCAAUUCCUUAAUUCUACAACAAUCUCGACAUCAUCAUCAUCGUCCUCUUCAAGUAUGAUAAAGCCAACACGCACAAAAUUACCAAAUUUUGCUGCAAUACAUCAGAAACAGUUCCAAAAAAUGGAAAACUUAGCUGAUCAUGUGGCUCGCAAACAGGAAAGAUCUAAAAUUUUGAUCAACUCAAACAGCAAAAUAAGACCAGCAUCUGCUCAGAAAAGUAUUAGCACAUCAAUGAAAAAUAACAACACCAAUCCGAAUGAAAAACCUAAAGCUUUAAAGCGCAUCGAUAUGACAUCAUCACAAAGUCAAACUCAAAAUAAGCAGGCAGCAAAUACUUCUAUCAAUGUUGCCAGGAAAAUACCACUUGCAAAUAAUCAGAAUAAAAAUCCGUCAACAGAGAAAAUUACAACAUCUUCUAAUUUACCCGAUCCCAGAGAUGCUAAGCAUAUAACUAUGAAGCCAAAAUAUGCAACAACUACUACCAACACCAACAGCAGCGGCAACGUGAUGCCUAAAAAGCAUUUGCAACCAACACAAUCGUUUAAUGUAUCAACAAAUGCCAAUUCGUUUUCGUUUAAACCAAAGCCAACAUUUAAUUUGUCCACACAAGUAGCCGGCGGUAGUACAGCAUCAAGUCGAUUGGCGGCCAAUACAUCUAUUGUGCAAAAGAAACCAACAACAACCGCUGGUGGACUUAGCAAUCAGGAUAAGAUGGCUUCACGUUUACAGCGUCACAUUGAUAUGUUUAAGGGACGUGUUCCGGCUGCACGCGCUGGUGUCGCUUCACGUAAAAAUGAGGCAGCUAUUAAGGGUGUUCGUUCGAAUCGUCGCUUUGAAUUGCAAAUGCAACACAGAAAGAAUAUUGAAAAUUAAAAAUUUC